Cercocebus atys (sooty mangabey) is the source of this 2928-nucleotide messenger RNA. It is a transcript of the gene MYO1C, whose product is annotated as myosin IC. Gene Ontology annotation, biological process: vesicle transport along actin filament; actin filament organization. Gene Ontology annotation, molecular function: actin filament binding; ATP binding; microfilament motor activity. The record is from RefSeq and is a predicted model, not a curated record. Gene Ontology annotation, cellular component: vesicle; myosin complex; actin cytoskeleton. The transcript is spliced from 24 exons. NCBI's taxonomy places the organism in Eukaryota, Metazoa, Chordata, Mammalia, Primates, Cercopithecidae. Bases 321 to 2792 code for a protein of 823 amino acids.
CCAGGGUCCCCCAUGGGUGGCUGCAUGGGCUCCUCUGGUUACCUGGGACAACAGGCAUUUCCUCCAUCCCCAGCCCCUCCUCUUCCUGCUCCAACCAUCCGGGCCAAGAGGCCUCCCAAUCAGACCUGGACGGCUCCAGCUGUGUCCUGAGGCGCUGGACCAGCCACAUCCCCUGGGGCUGGAGUUGAAGCAGAACCAAGUGGCCAUCCCGGCGUUAGACCAUAGGUUCCUGGCUCCUGGAGCGGUCAGAGCCAGCCAGUGGGCAGCAGCUUUUGCUCACAGGCCCCAGUGCCCAGGGCGCUGGCUCUCCGCAGGGCGGAAUGGCGCUGCAAGUGGAGCUGGUACCCACCGGGGAGAUCAUCCGCGUGGUUCAUCCCCACAGGCCCUGCAAGCUUGCCCUGGGCAGUGACGGGGUUCGGGUGACCAUGGAGAGUGCUCUGACUGCCCGUGACCGGGUGGGGGUGCAGGAUUUCGUGCUGCUGGAGAACUUCACCAGCGAGGCCGCCUUUAUCGAGAACCUGCGGCGGCGGUUUCGGGAGAACCUCAUCUAUACCUACAUUGGCCCCGUCCUGGUCUCUGUCAACCCCUACCGAGACCUGCAGAUCUACAGCCGGCAGCACAUGGAGCGUUACCGUGGCGUCAGCUUCUAUGAAGUGCCCCCUCAUCUGUUUGCCGUGGCCGACACUGUAUACCGAGCACUGCGUACAGAGCGUCGGGACCAGGCAGUGAUGAUCUCUGGGGAGAGUGGGGCAGGCAAGACCGAGGCCACCAAGAGGCUGCUACAGUUCUAUGCAGAGACCUGCCCAGCCCCCGAGCGCGGAGGUGCUGUGCGGGACCGGCUGCUGCAGAGCAACCCAGUGCUGGAGGCCUUUGGAAAUGCCAAGACCCUCCGAAACGAUAACUCCAGCAGGUUCGGGAAGUACAUGGAUGUGCAGUUUGACUUCAAGGGUGCCCCCGUGGGUGGCCAUAUCCUCAGUUACCUCCUGGAAAAGUCACGAGUGGUGCACCAGAAUCACGGGGAGCGGAACUUCCACGUCUUCUACCAGCUGCUGGAGGGCGGCGAGGAGGAGACUCUUCGCAGGCUGGGCUUGGAACGGAACCCCCAGAGCUACCUGUACCUGGUGAAGGGCCAGUGUGCCAAAGUCUCCUCCAUCAACGACAAGAGUGACUGGAAGGUGGUCAGGAAGGCUCUGACAGUCAUCGAUUUCACUGAGGAUGAAGUGGAGGACCUGCUGAGCAUUGUGGCCAGCGUCCUGCAUUUGGGUAACAUCCACUUUGCUGCUGACGAGGAGAGCAACGCCCAGGUCACCACCGAGAACCAACUGAAGUAUCUGACCAGGCUCCUCAGCGUGGAAGGCUCGACGCUGCGAGAAGCCCUGACACACAGGAAGAUCAUCGCCAAGGGGGAGGAGCUCCUGAGCCCGCUGAACCUGGAGCAGGCCGCCUAUGCGCGAGACGCUCUCGCCAAGGCUGUGUACAGCCGCACUUUUACCUGGCUCGUGGGGAAGAUCAACAGGUCGCUGGCCUCCAAGGAUGCGGAGAGCCCCAACUGGCGGAGUACCACGGUUCUCGGGCUCCUGGAUAUUUAUGGCUUCGAAGUGUUUCAGCAUAACAGCUUUGAGCAGUUCUGCAUCAAUUACUGCAACGAGAAGCUGCAGCAGCUCUUCAUCGAGCUCACGCUCAAGUCGGAGCAGGAGGAGUACGAGGCAGAGGGCAUCGCGUGGGAGCCCGUCCAGUAUUUCAACAACAAGAUCAUCUGUGAUCUGGUGGAGGAGAAGUUUAAGGGCAUCAUCUCGAUUUUGGAUGAGGAGUGUCUGCGCCCUGGGGAGGCCACGGACCUGACCUUCCUAGAGAAACUGGAGGACACGGUCAAGCACCAUCCACACUUCCUGACGUGCCGCUUUGAUGAGGUGCUGAUCCGGCACCAGCCUCCUCGCCCUCAACCCUGUCUGGCCCCCGACCCCAGGCUCAUCCGAGGCUUCAUCCUGCGCCACGCCCCCCGUUGCCCCGAGAACGCCUUCUUUUUUUUUUUUUUUUGCACCUCUUUUUUGCUAAACCUGCGGCGGCAGCUGCCCCGGAAUGUCUUUUUUUUUUUUUUGCCCACACCCCCACCUGCCCUGCGUGAGGCCUCAGAGCUUCUGCGGGAGCUGUGCAUAAAGAACAUGGUGUGGAAAUACUGCCGGAGUAUCAGCCCUGAGUGGAAGCAGCAGCUGCAGCAGAAGGCCGUGGCUAGUGAGAUCUUCAAGGGCAAGAAGGAUAAUUACCCUCAGAGUGUGCCCAGACUCUUCAUUAGCACUCGGCUUGGUGCAGACGAGAUCAGCUCCCGAGUGCUUCAGGCCCUGGGCUCUGAGCCCAUUCAGUAUGCUGUGCCUGUCGUGAAAUAUGACCGCAAGGGCUACAAGCCUCGCUCCCGGCAGCUGCUGCUUACGCCCAACGCCGUGGUCAUCGUGGAGGACGCCAAAGUUAAGCAGAGGAUUGAUUACGCCAACCUGACCGGAAUCUCUGUGAGCAGCCUGAGCGACAGUCUGUUUGUGCUUCAUGUACAGCGUGAAGACAAUAAGCAAAAGGGAGAUGUGGUGCUGCAGAGUGACCAUGUGAUUGAGACGCUGACCAAGACAGCCAUCAGUGCCGACCGCGUGAACAACGUCAACAUCAACCAGGGCAGCAUCACGUUUGCAGGGGGCCCCGGCAGGGAUGGUACCAUCGACUUCACCCCCGGCUCGGAGCUGCUCAUCACCAAGGCCAAGAACGGGCACCUGGCUGUGGUCGCUCCCAGGCUGAAUUCCCGGUGAUAGAGGCGCUCACUGGACUCCCAGCUCCCAGCGCUUUGCUUCUGUCCUCCCCUCCCAAUUACCAAAGACUCAAACUUCCAGACGGGGAUCCGGGGACACCCUGAAGCCCCCCUGCCGUCUCCCACCUCCUGCCCAU